Molecule: messenger RNA, 2616 nt
Organism: Syzygium oleosum
Lineage: Eukaryota; Viridiplantae; Streptophyta; Magnoliopsida; Myrtales; Myrtaceae
Exons: 8
Coding region: 161-2371 (736 amino acids)
Molecular function (GO): ubiquitin conjugating enzyme activity
Source: RefSeq, a predicted model, not a curated record
UCUCUCUCUCUCUCUCUCUCUAGAGAGAGACUGUGGAACGGAAUCGUCGUCGUCGUCGUCGUCCGCCGGAAUCGAAUCUCCCCGGUGCCGGAAGGACGCCUCCUGGACGGCGCCGCCGCCACCCCUCCGCCCGCCCGGGCCGCCGAUCGCCGCGCCGUUCAUGCAGCCGCCGCCGCUUGAUGCCCUCAUUCCCCACAAUUCCAAGAAGCGAGCGUUCUCGAGGCCAGGUGCGUUCAUGGACUCCGACGUCGUCGAAAUCCAGCCUCCCGUCCCUCGCCCCUCCAAGGAGGCCAAGCAGAAAGAGGUUGUUUUCCAUGAAGUAAUUGAUAUUGACAACGAUGAUGAUUGUGCUGAUCUUGUGGUCAUUGAUAAAAAAGUUGAUGCCACGAGGAAAGGCAAAGCGGUGAUUGAUGUUGAUGAUUACUGCAAUGGUCAAGUAGGGGAUGCUGGCACCCCUCCUGUUCAUGGUGUCAACGGUAGUGCUGAUGGAUCAAUCAAUGGGGGCAUUCCGCUUGACGGUUUAGCGCAGGAUUCACAUGCCUUUGUAAAUCUGGAUGGCCAAAUUUAUGAUCCAUCUUCUUUUGAUGAUGAUUACAUGGACGUUUUUGAAGAUGUCCUGGAUGUUGAUGAAUACGAUACCCUGCAAGCUCAUUUUGAUAAUAUGGAUAUACCUCCAGGUGUGGAAGCACCUAUACCUUGGUUGUCGGAUCUCCCCAAGUAUAAAAACAAGUCUGGUGGUGGAAGUAGUUUGAAUGGUUCAAGCUCUCUGACACAUGCCAAGGCCUCAUUGAGCCUCCAGGAGUUUGAACAUAUUGGCUUGACCGAGCCUGUGGAAACUCUGGUGAACCAUACUUCAGUUAGUAGUCAUGGUCUGCCAGGCCAAGUCAACUCAGCGAGUCAUCCUACUUUGAUGGAUACAUCAACCCCUUAUUUAUUCGCACAGAAUGGCCAAAGUAAAAAGAAUCGUGCUGCUUCACAACGCAGUGGCAAUUCCAAGGGCUUGCCAUUUGGAUUGGAAUCAUUUAAAGCUCGGCGCCUUUUUGAGCCUUUUCGAAAUAAGAAGACGCCAGAUGCAUCUGGCAGUUCUUCUAAAUCCAGUGCUGUAAAUAAAUUCAAUCUCAUGAAGCCUCCAUCUGGAGCUGAGCCUCCUCCAUGGGGCGAAGUUAUCAACAACAGCGGAAACAAUCCUAGUGGUUCAAGCUAUUCAUUUGUCUCUGCAUUCCCUUUUCAAACAGGCACGCAUGCCCCUACUCCUGGAUCAGAAGCAUUUAAUUCAUGGAUGAUGGGCCAUCCUAAGCAUAUCAAGGGUCAAUCAUAUAAACUUCAUUCUGCUUAUUCUAGUUAUGUGUCGCCUUUUCAAUCCUCUGUACAUACCCUUCCCAUGGAAGAGGAAGACGGCAAUUGUCCUGAUCAUUUGACAGAAUUUCAAGGUAAUGGCGUUGAAGAGGAUGUUAUGAGAAAGCUUGAGCUUUUUAAACAAUUCGACACUGUUCAAGAUCAUUCUGAUCAUUAUUAUACAAGUGAUAGUAGUGGAGCGAAGCAACCUUCGAAGAACUGGGCCAAGAGAAUACAGGAGGAGUGGAAGAUUCUUGAGAAGGAUUUGCCAGAUACCAUUUUUGUAAGGGUUUAUGAAACACGAAUGGAUCUCUUGAGGGCUGUAAUCAUUGGAGCUGAAGGCACCCCUUACCAUGACGGUCUUUUCUUCUUUGAUGUUUCCUUCCCUUCCGGUUAUCCUAAUGUACCUCCAAAAGUUCACUAUCAUUCUGGUGGGCUUCGCAUCAAUCCAAAUCUGUAUAACUGUGGGAAGGUGUGCCUCAGCCUCCUUGGCACUUGGUCUGGUCUUCACAAGAAUGAGAAGUGGAUUCCUGGCGUUUCAACUGCGCUGCAAGUUCUGGUAUCAAUACAGGGGCUUAUAUUGAACUCAAAGCCCUAUUUUAAUGAGCCUGGAUAUGAGAGGUCAAUGAACACGGAGCAGGGAGAAUCAACAGCCAUGCAAUAUAAUGAAGAUACAUUCAUCCUAUCGCUGAGAACAAUGACAUAUACAAUGAAGAGGCCUCCUAAGCAUUUCGAGGACCUUGUUGUGGGUCAUUUCUUCAAGUGCGCUCCAGACAUUCUGAUGGCUUGUAAAGCAUACGUAGAAGGUGCUCAGGUUGGAUGCCUUCUUAAAGGUGGUGUACAAGAUGUUGAUGCAGAUCAUAGGGGCAGCUCCCGCACCAGCUCCGGCGCCUUUAAGGAUACUGUGUCUAAGUAUAUUCGCCUUCUGGUGAAAGAAUUCAGGAGACUUGGGAUCAAGGACUUGGAGAAAUUUAUUCCUCCAGCUCCGGCUCCGGCUCCAGCUCCAGCUCCUGUUCCGGCUCCGGCGACGGAGUGAAUAUCCAAAUAACUUCUUGAUUGAGACCAACUUUUUCCGGUAGCAACACAGAUUAAGGUUCUUCUGGACUAGGGAUCAGUAACUUGCUGGAUGUUUUUGCGGAUGAUUUUGGACAAUGUACAUAGGUGUAGAUAUGGAUGAGUUAUAGAAUUCACCUUUGAUGAUAACAUAUGUAUAGAAGAUGUUCUGUUCCGCUGAUCGCUGAUAUGCUACUCAUUAAUCCUUCCAAUCGUGCUUCUAAAUUA